This is a messenger RNA of Raphanus sativus (radish), 1245 nucleotides long. RefSeq lists its product as uncharacterized. Bases 263 to 1117 code for a protein of 284 amino acids. NCBI's taxonomy places the organism in Eukaryota, Viridiplantae, Streptophyta, Magnoliopsida, Brassicales, Brassicaceae. The transcript is spliced from 5 exons. The record is from RefSeq and is a predicted model, not a curated record.
CAUUCCAACGUGGACUCUUCCUCUCUCAAUUACUACUAACUUGCUUUUUGGGUGCAACAACAAUAUAAAAGUGUGUGGGAGAGAGAGAAGAGCCAUUACCAAGAACAAAACAACACCACAAAGCCUUCUUCUUUUAUUAAUUUUUCCAAGUCUGUGUUAACCCAAACAAAAAAAGAUUACACUACAGUACUUCUUUGGUGCAAACAAAAAGACUUGAAGAGAGAAAAAGAAAGUAAAAGAAUCUAUUGUAUAUUCUCUCCCGAUGAGGAUCCGCAAACGCCAAGUGCCUCUUCCCCUUUCUUCUCUAUUACCUGUUCCUCUCUCAGAUCUCUACUUUAACGGGUCACCGACGGCCACCGAUCGUUACUUUUGCGGCCAAGACAGCGACGGAGUUCUUGCUUCUCUUCUUCAGCUUUCGCAACCACCCGUGCCGGUUUCUGAUGGUCAGCAGCGAGAUGUGAUGAGCAAGAAGCAGGAGAAAACUAUGGAUGAUGGUGGUGAAGUAGACGUGAAGAGUAGUACUGAUGCAUCGGGCAGUCGCAGCAAGAACGUUAAUCCCGCAGGAGAAUCUGACUCUUCAACACAAGUUGUCGAGAAGAAUGAAAAGGCUGUUACCUUGAGGAAGAGAAGAGGCUUUAUAAGCUUUGAGGAACAAGAAGAGGAUGAGGAGGAAGAAGAAGAAGAAGAAGCUAGUGGAGGCGGUGGUGGUAGUAAAGGGAAGAAGAAGAAGAAGAAGAAAGCCAAGAAGAGCGGUGCGUUGGAGGAAGGAUCACGGUGCAGCCGAGUUAACGGUAGAGGAUGGAGAUGUUGUCAGCAAACUCUUUAUGGGUAUUCUCUUUGUGAGCAUCAUCUUGGUAAAGGAAGGGUAAGGAGCAUGAACAAGAGUGCUGGCGCUCGCGGCGGCCGACAGAAAAAGGCCGAGGUGGUGGAAGUGAAGAACAAGAGAGUGAAGCUUGGGAUGGUGAAGGCCCGUUCCAUGAGUAGUUUGCUUGGACAAACCAGCACAAGUAGCGGUAUUGGUGAUGUUCUUGUUGGUACUGAGAGUGAGAUAAAUGCACCUGCUGAUCAGUUUGAUGCUCCUGAUAAGUAUACGACAGACCGAGACCCAACCAAGUAAUCUUUUUGGAUUUGUCCACCAGCAUCAGACAGACCCGAUUGAUCGUAAGUAGAUUUUGAAUCAGGGGAAUAGCACUUUUUUCCAAAUCUUCUGUACCAUUCGACCACGCUUGUGGUUAAAGAAAAAUA